Molecule: messenger RNA, 6704 nt
Organism: Ostrinia nubilalis (European corn borer)
Lineage: Eukaryota; Metazoa; Arthropoda; Insecta; Lepidoptera; Crambidae
Exons: 6
Coding region: 266-3727 (1153 amino acids)
Source: RefSeq, a predicted model, not a curated record
GUGUUGUGGUGCCCGCAUUCACGAAACCGGUUGUACCCGUUUGCGAAUUUGGUUGAAAUUUCCUAUGAAUCAGAAUAUACCUUAGUGUGUUUGGAAUACUGUGAAAACCCGACGCGUUUGCGUUGAAAGCAUUUUGACUUUGUUUAUUUGAAAAAUUAUAAGCAUAGUGACUGUCUACCAGAGUGUACGUAUUUUGUUGGUUGUAAAAGUUUUAGUCUACAUAUUUAACUUGGGAGUUAAAAUUGUGUCAGUGUAUUGUGACGUGAUGGCUAAAAUAUACCACAAGCUGGUAAACAAGGAAAAUGACAAGAAUAAUGAAUUCGAGAACCACUCGAGAAUAACCUACGAAAGCGAGGAAGAGUUGCCACCCUUCCCUGUGCAAGACUACAGUCCCACCGGCUACCCGCUGCCCAGCAUGGUGAAAGCCCCAGAGACCCAAGAAAUAACUAACAAAAUUAAAAGCUUUGUAUCACCAUCCUCAUCAUCUCAACUAACAAAGCAUCAAUCUCAGAGUUUUGUGAAAAAGCUUGCUUCUAAAUGCUUAGGCCUAAAGGCAAAGUUCAACUCUGCCCCUAACAUUUCCAAUAAUUUGACGCAAGAGUUGGAAGACGGUGUUAAAUCCAAACAUUCCGAACAUAAAAGCAGUACAAAUACAUUAUUAAUAGGUAAUAGUAAGUUUUUUAAAAAACUGUCGAAAAAAGAAGAAACGGGAGAAAUUGUUUGUACCGAUGAAUUCGAUACUAUAUCUCUCGAUAGGUUAAGCACACUCAAUAGAGAUUCGACUGUAAAUAGGAGCAAUCGUAGUUGCCCUGGUUUUAAGACAUCUUUACCUAAUAUAUCUGAAAACAACGAACACAGCGAUUCGCAAGAAUCUAUUGCAGAAUCUGUUGUUAUGACUGAAAUUGACUGUGAUAAAAAUAAAGACGAUACGAAUAAUAUUAAUGAAGCUGUGAAUUUAAACGCCCACAGCAAUGUACUAAAGCCGAUCAGUAUUGAAAAGAAACGUAUUUCAGUUACUUCUAAUGAUUCCGCAAAUUUUGUCAACGAAUGCUAUGAGGCGUAUGAAUUUUCAGACAAGGAAGAUACAAUUCCGAGACCACCACCUAGGCCAAAUAUGAUUGGGCGCAGCACAAACUAUGAAAGUACAAUUUAUGAAAACGUUACUACGUGUUCUCAGAUGUCCCGUCCUACGCCUGCUGCCAGAACACAUUUGCCUUCAAAAGUACCUUUAGAAGAAGCAGAUAAUAAAGUAUUAUAUGAAAAUAUUACUUUACUGAAAGACAGGAAAACUCCUGAACCGCCUAAACGAUCUUUAUAUCCAUCUUUGUUGGAAAUAGGAAAUGAAAGCGUUUCGACUUUGAGUAGGUCGUCUACUUUGUCGACCGAUUCAUCAAUAGAUGAAACUAUUUUAGAAGACGUCUUGCUGUCACAAAAAUCAAAAUCAUUUAAACAUAGUAGACAUACUCAGGAAUUCAUGAGCACAAUGAAAUCAAACGUUUCAAGGACUUCGUCAAAUUCUUCUGAUUCUUCUAAUGUUACUGAAACAAGUGCUAUAGAAAAUGUUGACUGCAGUGGUGACUCCAAUGAUAAAAAUAUCUAUCUAUCCAUGACGGGUACUAUGCCGAAUAAAAAGAACUCGACUUCAGAGAAUAAGAAAGUUCUUUUCAGGCAUAAAACAUUCACCAAUAUUGAAGUAGACAGAAAUUCAGUUAAGUUAAAAACGUUACCCUUUUUCAAGGAUACUUUGGCUCACUAUCAUAUUAGAGGUACAGGCCAUUGUAUUUAUAGUGGACCUACAUUAUCUGAGUUUAUUUAUGUAUUUAAUAGAGAUACUCUCGUUAAAGAUGUGCCACCGUUCACUAAAGUACCUAAUGAUAGAAGAGAUAGCUAUUUAGAAACAGCAAUUUGCUUUUGUAGGCCUAAACCUCCUAAACAUCAUAACAGUGCUGAAGAUUUACUCGAUGCUCAGCCCCUUAAAGAUAAAGAAUCCGUUAGCAUCGAUAUGGAAGCUCUCAAGAAAAGCAAAGAAAUGAAUUCAACAUCAUUUCGUUGCUUCUGUGAUUCAAAUAACUGUGCGUUUCAUUCAGAUAAACGUGAUUCUGGUAAUUUGAUCGUAAAAUUUUCGGCCGUCAAAAAAAGUAUAUCUACACCAGAUAUAACUUUACACUAUUCUCCUUCUUCGACAGUUCGUAACAUUGGUAUGAUAAAAAACAAAUCUGUGCCAUCGAAUUUAGAAGAACCAUAUGCAGUUGUAACAGUAGAACACAUAGUUGCAAGACAAAAAUGUGCUCAGAAUAAUACUAUUGAUUCAAGCAGCUCUGACUACGUCCCAAUGUCGUCUUCCACUCUUUCAUCGAAUUCUUCCAGUCGCCCUUAUUCUAUAAAAGAUAUAACUGAUGUUAUUUCAUUACAAUCAACACUGACAAACUCCAGCCAAACUCGUGCUUCUGAUUCUAAUAUACCUCUACGAAAAUCGAGCUCGGAACACUCGGGUCAUUGGUCGUUGCAGUCGUGCAAUUCGAACGUAACAAUUAAAUCGGAUGCAUCAUUCGUGACGUGUUUCGAGGAAUCGGAAGAUGAUUCGGACCAGACUAUGCGUUCUGACGAAGAAGUAUCCGACACCGAAACUGUUAAAUCUGAAAUAAGUACUGCCAAAAGGCCGUGGGUCCACAGUGAUUCCUUUAGGUUUGGUAACAAUAAAUUAGAAGAGGAUCUUUCGACUCUGGUGGAGGAGUCAAAAGAUUCGUGCGAUUCUAAAUUCGAGAGUGGGAUAAGCGUGGAUGAUUCUGAUAGUUCUUCGUCGGAGGAUGGGGAUGAUAGUGGUGUUCCGAGGGUCGAUACGGAUGUGUCGCUUGUCGCUUCGCUUGAGCGGGGGUGCGGGGUGGGCGGGGGUGUUCGCAGCGGGUCGGGGCGGCGGCGCUGGGACGAGGCGGAGGGCACCAGCGAGGGCGAUGCGCUGAGCGUCUCAAGCGCAGCUUCAAGCUGUGCGCCGCUCCAUUUGGCGCAUCAUCACGAGUACAGCAAAGUUUCGCCCACGCCUCCCAAAAAGCCCCCCCGUCGGAAUCUGUCGGUGUCCCCAACCCAUGCCAACUCCCCAUCCUCUGGGUACAGCUAUGAGCUGAGGCCCCACGCGAGGAGUCAGGACGACUUGGAUGAUAUACAGGGUGCUAAACACUACCUCAAACACGGCCGAUCUGUCGACCAAUACGUCGACGGCAAGCUAUCCUACUCGGAAUACGAGGACAACCACAACUCCCCCCGAAUCGCCCCAGUCCCCAAUCCUCGCCCUAGCCUAAAGAACCGUUCCCAACCCGUCGCCAUCACGGCCAUGUACGAAAAUGUCGUCAUAAAAGAACAGAAUCCUCGCCGAAAACUCAGAAGGAACAACUUCGGACCCCAAUACGAAAACUACGAGCCGAGAAUGAACGACAAUAGAGUCAAAAAGUACUCGAACCAAGAGAAGUCUUCCUUAGAGAGCCUAUUGGACGAUCAGUCGAUGAACAGUCCGAGCGAUUGUGAGAGGUAUUACGUUGGACCGAGGGUCGAGGUUCCGUUGUCUCCGUCGCAUUAUGAGCAGCCGCCGACGCCUGAUCAUCCGCCGCCUUCUGCGAAGCAGGCGGAGAAUAGCAUACAUGAGAGGAUCAGGCCUUUGAGUCAGCUUAUAAUGGAGGUUGUAGAAGAGAUAAGAAUUAGAAAGAAAUCGCAGGGUGACAUAGUAAAUAGUUGAUGUAAAUAUUAUUAUGUACAAAACAUGCCUUUAAACGUAGUAUAGUAGUUGUAGUGUUUAUAAAUAAACAAGUGUGCGUCGCCUUUGAUAUUUAUCUUUCAUUUUUCAAGUAAAACAUAAAUUGCAUAAAUAUUGUCAAAGGCCACGCCCCCUUGAUUUGUUAUUAUGUACUUUAACACGUUGACCGUUGACAGCUGCUGUCAAGACUUUUCCUACAAGUCCCUGAAAGUUUGACAGCAAAUGUGAAUGGUCACGUCAUUAUUUACUGAACAUUGAGUUGUCUGCAAAACAAAAAGAGAAUUGUUACUUUCAGUACGAUUUAGCUUAUUAUUGUCUAGUUAAACUGGUCACAUAGUUCAGAAAAUACGAAAAGAUAUUAAAUAUACGCAAGUUACAUAAUUAUUCUUUUGAACAAAUUGGCAAGAGUAGGGUGAAAAUUAUAAGUACAGCUGUAUUGUACAAGAAUAUGUUAACCUACAAAAAGAUGUGCUCAAGUGAACUUGAAAUAAAAACUAAAAUUCAAUAUUUAUGAUUUUGUGGGUUGGCACACUAUUGCAUAAAUCAGCUGAACUGAUUUCAUUGUAUCAAUACCACCCUUCUAUAUGAGGGGACAGAAAACAUGUGUCUAUGAAUUGAGACCUUAUUGAUAUGGAAAUAGAGACUAUGUUAAUUUGAAGUUCGUUAUUUUCAUUCAAUUCGUGCCAAAUUGUUACAAACCAAAAUAAGCUACAGCGAUGCCACUUUUCCAUACUUGCGCGAUAAGUUGAAAUUCACAUCUCCUGCACUUCCCUGUAUUGUACAGACAACAGUACAUCUAGCUCAACACUGGCAUCUUAUACAUUGUAACAAGUGCUAUUUUACGACAAAAAUAGUCUGGUGUCCUGUCGACUGUACAGUCAGCGUCAAAUAGUUCAUGACAUCCAAAGUUCGCAAAAAUAUGUCAACGCAACCUCAUUCCAAUUGUAACAAAGACGUGUUGCGAACUUUUUGGCUACGUUGGGUGUGACGAACUAUUACUAUACAUACACUCGUAGGAUGUAGGCAGUGCUACUUUGGCCCUCGUAUCAACUUAUCGCGCAUAGGUAUAAAUCGUGUUAUCCACGAAGACGCGCCCCACCAUUCAAUAAUGUUAGUUUGAUGAGUGUUAUCGUUACACGCUAAAUUAUCCAUGAGUGCAUACGCACACUACAAUAAUUGCGCUCAGAUUACUCGGAUCAAACUCCCCGCACCCCGCGCUUCCCUCGACCAAAAAUGGUGGGGCGUGUCUUCGUGAAUGGAACGAUCUAUAGUAGGAGUAGUCCUUAAAAAAGUCUAUAAAAUCAUGGAAAAUUGUCUAUUCUGUUUUAUUUCGCAGGCAACUCUUUGUUUCAGCUUAUAAAGCUUAACUAGUCUUAGUUAGAAUAAGUUUAUGCUAAUGGUGCUGUAGAAUUUAUCCUUUAAGUUUAACCUGAAAAUGUAUCUGUGUUGUCUUAUAAUAAGCUCGAGUAUUUCAGUAGGUGCUAUUUAUUGUAGAUACGUUAAGCCUUUAACGGACAGAGCAAGUAUAUUUUUAAUCAUCUUUGAACCUUAAUGUAAUGCAAUAUGGUUCAAAAUAUUACAACAGUUGCUACUGACUUGUAAAGGGUUAACGGUUUAUCAAGGUUUAUAACUAGGCCAAAUUAAAUAUGGCCUUUAUAUGAGAGGCCUUUUGUGAAAAAAAGUAUUUAAAUUAUCGUAAGAUUUAUGAAUUAGUUUUAAUGCGUCUAUAUUGUUACCUAUAAAAUAUUAUCCGUUUAAAUGCAUUUAUAGUUCCAAAAUACUGGACUGUCCUGUCGAUGACAUUGACAGUGGGGCGCCACCGUCAAUACCCGAUCGCUGGUUUAGAUUUUUGCCGUGUUGGAGACCUUAAAGUUGAACGAUGGUAGCGCCCCCCUGUCAUUGAGUUUGGUGGGACAGUUCAGCGUGGGUCAUCUAUAUCUACAAUUUUCAAAUUGCAGUAUAUCAAGAACAUUUUACAGCAUUUAAGUUUUUGUCUUGAAAUAUUAGGGCAAAUUCAAAUUACACGUUUUGAGUAGAACGUCAGUCGUGCGUUUGCGAGACCGCACACUACAUGGUGAGUGGAUGAGGUAUGAUGGGAGCGGCACGGGAUGGUGUUUUUGAGACGUCAAACGUCAGCAAGACUUCUUCUUCUUUUUUUAUGGCAACGGCUUGGUUUUGAGAACCAUGAUUUCGCCAAUGUCACGUAAACAGUUUUGACAAAGUAACAGGGUUUACAAAAAACAAAAAUAUUUAACGUUCAGAUGUCUUUCAGAUUUGUAUGCUCUGUCACGUCAUAAUAUUAUUAUGUCAAUGUCACCCCUCCGGUGCCGCUACCAUAUCUCAGGCACAGACUAAGAAGCGACAGACGUACAUAUCUGUUGGUUUGACACUUUUAUUUCAAUACAGUUGUCAUGUGCGGUCUUGCAAAUGUCUGUCUCAAAACGUCUGAUUUGGAGCUCUUAUUCUGUAGGCUUAUUUUACACUACAGAGGGCAUCAAACGCGCUCACUAGUGUGUGUGUAAAAAUGACAUUAAAUGUAUGACGGAUUGUACAGCGCCCCUAGCGGGAAACGAUCAAAAACUAAAAUUUUCAUACAUUUUUUAAACGUGCUCGCGUUUGAUGUAAACUCACACUCGGCCCUUAGCUGUAUAAGUUAUAGCUAGUUAAGUGUUUACCGACAUGACAGUAUAGCUCCUAAAGUUAAUUGGUAUUGUGAAAAGUAUUAAUUAAGUUUUAAAGGAUACACAUUGAUGUUUACGUAAAUAUAAUUCCAUGUAUACUUACUUCUUGGUAGAAAAUAUUUAAAGACAUGAUUAGACUGAAAUUUUACGAAAAUGCUAUUGGCUGUAUGAAAUUCCCAUUAAUUUUGUAUAUUGUUUUAAUUUUAGUUGUUUUAAGUUACUUCACAUUUAUUUGCGAUUUUAUUUUGUUUGUAAGGGAAUAAACUACUUACGACGUA